Molecule: messenger RNA, 849 nt
Organism: Vitis riparia (riverbank grape)
Lineage: Eukaryota; Viridiplantae; Streptophyta; Magnoliopsida; Vitales; Vitaceae
Exons: 1
Coding region: 43-648 (201 amino acids)
Source: RefSeq, a predicted model, not a curated record
GUGGCCACCAAUUUCUCUGCUCCACUCCUUAGCGGAUAAACCAUGGCUUCCACCUCCGCCACCACCUCCUCCGUCCCAAUUCUCUCACCCGCCACCACGUCUACAACCCACCACUCUCUUCAAUUCUCUACCAAACUCUCCUUCACUAAACUCCCCUCCAUACCCUCCUCCAGAACCAACAGGCCACAUUCCAAGCUCCACGUAUCCUCCCCCACCAACAAACCCACUGCCACGACCUCAAAGUCCACCUCCAAACCAACCGAAGAAAUCAUAUUCUUUGACGGCGGAGCUCACUACGGUGACCUCGUUGCCAAUCUCCUUCUGGGUUUCACUCUUCUCUGGUUACCCUUAACUCUGGCAGCAGUUUCGAGAGCCUUCUUUCUCCGGUACAGGUUCACCAAUUUGAGGGUGACCGUGAUUUCGGGACUGACUGGUCAAGAUAGGAGCGACUUCUCCUACAAAGUGAUAAAGGAUGUGCAGGUGGUGCCGCGUUUUGUGGGAGAGUGGGGUGAUAUUGUGAUUACAUUGAAGGAUGGAACCAAGGUGGACCUCAGAAGUGUGCCCAAGUUUAGAGAGAUUGCUCAGUAUUGCCUUUCCAUGGCUGGUCAAUCUUCGGUUUUGAAGGAGAGUGAGGCAAAAGGGUUUUGAGGGUUUGGUUCGGAAAAUUGCAUGGAGGUGGUUGGGCAUGAUUGGUCUCUCAUAAUUUUUCUUUUUCCUUUUUAUCCCAAGAGGUAUGUAUAUUUACAUUUGGGUGAUUUGGUAAAAUAUUGGAAUUUCCUUCUUGUUGUGAAGAUAAUCAAAAUGAAUCUUGUGUUAUAAUGAUUCUAUUGCAUUUUUGGGUGGUAUUCA